AUGAAGCUGACCUUGAGUACUACAGACUGGCAGUGCAGCAGGCCUCAUCGCUUUACGACAUCAUGGCGCUCGGGCCUCGAAGGGGCCCACAAACGGUCAGACGGCAGGAGUGACAAGCGGAGACAGUCCCGAAAGCAAACCCGAGAAGACGAUAAGGCUUCCGCCGUUUCCGACUCCAUGCGCUGUUUGUCCGUGGCGGCGACUGCAACCGAGCGAUUGGCAUUGCCUUUGGUCUCCAUGCCGCGUGCCUCAGCCCUUUUUCCCACUGCUCGCCCAGCCGCUGGGCCACCAUCACGAGGACCUGUGCCUUGGAUUGCUGCAGGCGCUGGUGCUGUCGGCGUGAUGGCAUCGAGAUCUCGGAGCACGCAGGCACAGGCCAACAGCGAAGGAGGUGACACUGACCUUUCGCAGCUGCCGUACUUGUACGGAACUGCUUGGAAAGAGACUGCGACGACUGACCUUGUGGUCAAGGCAGUCAGGGCAGGAUUUCGUGGCAUCGACACGGCAUGUCAGCCGAAGCACUAUCGCGAGGAUCUCGUGGGAGCCGCACUCGCCAAGCUUGCUGCAGAGGAUCAGCUCCCACGCGAGGCGCUCUGGAUCCAGACCAAGUUCACGUCGCUGCGCGGGCAGGAUCCGAGCCGAGUUCCGUACGACAGCAAGGCUCCGCUGGCUGCCCAAGUGGAGCAGUCCAUAGAAAAGUCGUUGCAGAACCUGGGCACCGCCUACAUUGACUCGCUAGUGAUGCACUCGCCCAUGCCGUCGCUGGAGGAGAACCUCGAGGUGUGGCGUGUCUUUGAGCGAGCCGUAGAGCAGGGGAAAGUGCGCCAGCUAGGCAUCAGCAAUUGCUAUGACCCACGAACUUUCCGUCGGAUCUACGACGCCGUGAGGAUCAAGCCAAGAGUGUUGCAGAAUCGGUUCUAUGUGGAGUCUGGCUACGACCUGGAGCUUCGCCAGUUCUGCUUGGAAAGGGGCAUCACAUACCAAAGCUUUUGGACACUCACUGCGAACCCGCAUGUCUUAGCAUCGCCACCUGUGCAGUCUGCUGCUGAGCGCUUGCGCGCAACUCCGGCGCAGAUUCUCUUCAGAUGGCUGAUCCAGUCAGGGCAUCAGCCGCUGACAGGAACCAAGAGCUCAGACCACAUGCAGCAGGACCUGCAGGUGAUGAGUCUUGUGCUGACAGACGGCGAGAUGCAGAGCAUCGGACAGAUGUUUGCACCCGGUGUGCCGCAUCCCAUCUUCCUCAAGUGGUCCCGAGAUCCUAGAGGGGAGGUGAACAGCUUGCACACCAUGGCUUUCAGAAAUUUCCUUGUCUUCGCUGCAUCGAACCUGGUCUUUGACAUCUUGGCCGUUGCGCUGGCAAGCGCCAGGUAUGCCUUCUUGGGCAGAAGUCGGGCAGGCUACGAAGAGAUUCUGAAUGAGGCGCAAGCGAUGCCGAAAGAUAUGGCGGCACAUGCGUUUGCGGCACCAUGA
Messenger RNA from Symbiodinium sp. CCMP2456, 1470 nucleotides. The record is from the annotation of a GenBank genome assembly. Lineage: Eukaryota; Dinophyceae; Suessiales; Symbiodiniaceae.